Caenorhabditis remanei is the source of this 468-nucleotide messenger RNA. RefSeq lists its product as uncharacterized. Bases 1 to 468 code for a protein of 155 amino acids. The record is from RefSeq and is a predicted model, not a curated record. Lineage: Eukaryota; Metazoa; Nematoda; Chromadorea; Rhabditida; Rhabditidae. The transcript has 4 exons.
AUGAGUGAAAGCAGUGAUGACGAGGAUCGGAAGAGGGAUAAGAAGAGUACAAAGAGGAGAUCCGACAAAGCACGUGAUCGAUCUCGCAGUCCAAUCACACGUGGUCAAUGCAAAUCUCCAAAAUUCAGAGAGAGCCGUUCGUCGAGUCGUGGAACAUUUGAUGGCAUUGACCUUCCCCCACUGCCACCACCACGCCCAAGGUCUCCACAGUAUCACUCCUGUCGUCAAUGUCGUCGCACCUUCGACACUGUUCGGGAGCUCGCGGAGCACGAGGUCAAAGGACAUGACUGUGAGAUACUAUGUUAUCAUUGUGACAAGCACAUGCAUAAGCAAACAAAUCUUGAUUCUCAAAAAUUUGUUCCUCUCCAAAAGCACUCUUAUGUUGUACAACUGUCCAUGUGUUGGUAUCCUCGUCCUCGUCCACGUGGCAAACAGCAUCGAAUCGAUCACUCUGAAAACUCAUUUUGA